AUGGACGCGCGGAAUCUGGCCACUGUAAUCGCGCCAAACCUGUUCAGAUCCAGCAGCACGAAUGCCAGCGAGAUGCUCAAUUCUGUCCAAUCACAGACCGCCUUUGUACGUCUGCUCAUCGCCUACCUGGACGUUGACGCGGAGGCUGAUCUGCUCAACGCAGAACCCGACGCCGACCCCGUGCGCCCUCGAUUUCGAUCUCCGCCACGCGCCCGCAUAAAUGCUGACGGUAUUCUGAUUCCCUUUCGAUGA
Dibothriocephalus latus is the source of this 252-nucleotide messenger RNA. Lineage: Eukaryota; Metazoa; Platyhelminthes; Cestoda; Diphyllobothriidea; Diphyllobothriidae. The record is from the annotation of a GenBank genome assembly.